AUGAUGUGGAGAUCCAUUAAAGAACAAUACUAUCGAGGUGACUUCAAGCACUUGGUAACUGAAGAGGGAAGGAAGAAUGCACCAGCUGAGACAGAGCACAAUGGGGGGUUGAUGGAAGUUAGGGAAGGACAGGUUGUCCUAACGGAAUCUCGGGAACCUGGAGGUGAAGUGGAUAUGAGAAUGUUCGAAAAGAAGGCUCAUGAGGAAGAAAUGGAGGAGCAAGCAAGGGAGAAGGCGUUGGCUGCUAUACUAGAGAAGAAUACUACCUUCAGCACGGGGUCAGGGGAUAUAGGGAAGGUUAACAUGGAGAGAAAAGGACGAUGGACGAGGCUGUCACAAGCUAGGAGCAAAUCUACCAAAGUAAAUAUAGAGCAAGUCACGCCCCAAAAGAGACCGGCCAAGGAGGUUCAAACGGAAGUAGAAGGUAUUGGGGGUGUUAAGAGAGCUCUGGUGACACAGGAAAGCGACCUGAGGCUAUGUGAGAUGAAUCAAGUUGGACAAACAGUGGAGAGUAACAAAGAGCAACAAACACAAAUACAAAUGGUUGGCGAUUUGGCGGACUCUGGCAAGGACCAGAGCCGCCUAGCCCAAUGA
This is a messenger RNA of Linum trigynum, 594 nucleotides long. The record is from the annotation of a GenBank genome assembly. Lineage: Eukaryota; Viridiplantae; Streptophyta; Magnoliopsida; Malpighiales; Linaceae.